CACGCACAUCGACACCGAGCGCCUCUUCGCCGUUCCACUGUUCACCGUUCCCCUUUUCACAUUUCGCGUUCUUCAUCGUCACCAUCGUCGUCAUCGGCCCACUAUAAAUUCACGUUUCCAGCAAGCCGUAAGCGGGGAAGGAAGAUCAUCUAGAAACUCGCAUUCUCCAGUUCUCAUCUGCUGCUACUGUGAGAGAGAGAGAGGUUCUCUCGCCUAUAUAAAUCGUGCCGGCUUCCUCCUCGUGGAAGUGUACUUUCGAGCCUGAACCGGAAAAGCCCACGACUUUUCUGUCACUUUUGAACGAACGAGGGAGAGAGAGAAAGAGAGGGAAGGACUCAGGAGGGGAGGGAGGAAGGAAGGCAAAAAAAAAAAAAAAAAAAGAGACCACCCGAGGCCGUGAUCAGUGAUUACACAGCGUAAAUCACAAAACCCAGAAAGGAGAUAACCGAAAGGCGCCGCCUUUGCUGCCCCGAAUCUCUCUCUCGAAACCCCCCGAGCCCAGAGGGAGGGGACAGUGAGCGGGAGUGAAAUUUUGACGGGAGGGUGCCCAGCCUGAGAUCUCCCUGCGCGGCGGAAUCAUGGGCUCCGGCCAGGUGGUGGGUCCCGCCGGCGGGGGCGGCGGCGGCGGCGGCGGCGACAAUGGGGACGGUCGCUGCUGCGACAUGAGCCUCAAGUGCUCGUGCAGGUGGAAGUGCGAGCACCAGCACUACCGGGGCUUGUUUCUGAACGGCGGCGGCAGCUACAAGGGGCUGGUCUUCUUCCUGGGCUGCUUCGUCGUGCUGGGCUCGAUCGCCACCCUGUACGCGUGGCUCGCCUUCACGCCGCCCUACGCCGUCGCCGCCCGGGCGGCGGCCGGCGGCGGGUGCCGGGAGGACAAUGAAGGGUCCUGGUCCAUCGGCGUUUUCUACGGCGACUCUCCUUUUUCCCUCAAGCCCAUCGAAGCAAUGAAUAUAUGGAGGGAUGAGAGUGCAGCAUGGCCAGUGGCCAACCCGGUUGUGACCUGCGCUUCUACAUCCGAAGCUGGCUUUCCCAGUAAUUUCGUAGCUGAUCCUUUUCUUUAUGUGCAGGGUGACACUAUUUACCUAUUUUAUGAGAUGAAGAAUUUAAUCACUAUGCAAGGUGAUAUAGCAGUUUCAAGAAGUGUUGAUAAGGGAGCAACAUGGCAACAAUUGGGUAUUGCUUUGGAUGAGGAUUGGCACCUUUCUUAUCCCUAUGUUUUCAAUUAUCAUGGGCAGAUAUACAUGAUGCCUGAAAGCAGUGAGAAAGGGCAGCUUCGAGUUUACCGUGCCCUCGACUUUCCAUUGCAAUGGAAACUUGAUAAGGUUGUAAUGAAAAAGCCCAUGGUGGAUAGCUUUGUAAUAAACCACAAAGGCAAGUUUUGGCUCUUUGGCUCAGACCACAGCAGUUUCGGUUCCAAAAAGAAUGGGCAGCUGGAAAUCUGGUAUAGCGAUUCACCGCUUGGUCCCUGGAAACCGCACAAGAAGAAUCCUGUUUAUAAUACUUACAGGAGCGUGGGGGCUCGUAAUGGAGGCAGGCCAUUUAUACACGAUGGAAUCCUUUACCGAGUGGGCCAAGAUUGUGGAGAAACUUAUGGACGACGAGUUCGACUUUUUAAGGUGGAAGUCCUCACCCAAGAUGAGUUCAAAGAAGUUGAAGUCCCUCUAGGGGUAGAGGAGCCCAAAAAGGGGAGAAAUGCUUGGAAUGGUGCUCGGUAUCAUCAUCUUGAUGUGCAGCAACUCCCGUCUGGCGAGUGGAUUGGGGUUAUGGAUGGAGAUCGAGUACCUUCUGGGUAUUCCGUUCGUAGGUUUAUUCUCGGGUGUGCUUCCAUUGCAGCAGUUGCAGUUAUAGUCAUUCUAAUUGGUGUACUUCUUGGAGCUGUGAAGUGCAUUGUCCCUUUGAACUGGUCCAGCCAUGGCUUGGGGAAAAAAAGCAAUGCAUUUUUGGUGUGGGGGCGAUCAAAUAUGCUUUCUUCAAAGGUGAGACGAUUCUGCAGCCGUUUAAAUAGGGUGCCUCCAUUUCUCCGAGGUUGGGUGAAAGUCAACACACGUGUUGGCAGAUGCGUUGUUGCUUUUAUAUUUGCAAUUGGAGUAGCUCUAAUGUGCACAGGCGUCCAUUACAUAUACGGAGGAAAUGGUGCUGAUGAACCGUACCUAUGGAAGGGUCACUACUCUCAGUUCACCCUAUUGACCAUGACGUAUGAUGCUCGGAUAUGGAACUUGAAAAUGUAUGUAAAACACUAUUCUAGAUGUUCUUCGGUGAAGGAGAUAGUUGUGGUAUGGAAUAAGGGGGUGCCUCCUAAUUCGAGUGAUUUCGAUUCGGUGGUCCCUGUGAGAAUCAGGGUUGAGGCGAGAAACUCACUGAAUAAUCGUUUUAGAAUGGAUCCUUUGAUUAAGACCCGAGCUGUUCUGGAGCUAGAUGACGAUAUCAUGAUGACAUGCGAUGACGUAGAACGGGGUUUCAAGGUGUGGCGGGAGCAUCCGGACAGGAUAGUCGGUUUUUAUCCUCGUCUAAUUAAUGGAAACCCAUUGAAAUACCGUGCUGAAAGGUACGCACGGAAGCAUGAGGGAUACAAUAUGAUUCUAACUGGGGCGGCUUUUAUUGAUAGCCAACUUGCCUUCCAGAAAUACAAUAGCCCGCAAGUUAGGCUCGGGAGAGAAUUAGUGGACAAGUAUUUUAACUGCGAAGAUGUGCUUUUGAAUUACUUGUAUGCAAAUGCCAGUUCAUCUAGGACUGUCGAGUAUGUGAAGCCGGCGUGGGCCAUAGACACCUCAAAAUUCUCGGGUGCCGCAAUUAGCCGGAACACAAAAGUUCAUUACCGGAUAAGGAGCAAUUGCCUUGCUAAGUUUUCGCAGAUGUAUGGGGGUUUGGCCGGGCGUAAAUGGGCGUUCGAUGCAAGGAAGGAUGGUUGGGAUGUAUAGUGGAAUCCGGAGCAGUGUGUGAGAGGCAAAGUCGCCUCACUAACUCUUUCCCGUGAAACCUUCAAUUUUCGAUCUCAAUAGGUACAUUCUUCUCCUGCAUGUCAAUACAUAUUUACCCCUUUUCUUAGUGUGAAUCUUGGUUAGUGGGGCUCUGGCUCAGCGUUGGUCUCGGUCGGUGAAUUGUACAUUGAUCUUGUCGUAGAAGGUUUUGUCUUUGGAAUUUUUUUCAAGAUGCAGAGCUCCCCAUUUUCCUUUGGUUUAAACAAUAUGGUUUGGUUGCUUUUCUCUCUCGUUUGGACAACGUACCAUGCAAUGGAAAUGAAGAAAUUGCUUGAAGAAUUUUCUCUUAGCACUCCUCCAAUCUUGUACUUGUCAACUUUGUUUUUUUUUUUUUGGCCUUCUCUUCGGCUUUCUCGAGAGAAAUGUUCCAACUUUUGAAGUUUCUUAUGUCAUUGUCAUGUUGACUGUG
Messenger RNA from Eucalyptus grandis, 3387 nucleotides. RefSeq names its product glucosamine inositolphosphorylceramide transferase 1. The coding region runs from base 579 to 2918 and encodes 779 amino acids. Gene Ontology annotation, molecular function: glycosyltransferase activity. The record is from RefSeq and is a predicted model, not a curated record. The transcript has 4 exons. Gene Ontology annotation, cellular component: membrane. NCBI's taxonomy places the organism in Eukaryota, Viridiplantae, Streptophyta, Magnoliopsida, Myrtales, Myrtaceae.